Molecule: messenger RNA, 830 nt
Organism: Pipistrellus kuhlii (Kuhl's pipistrelle)
Lineage: Eukaryota; Metazoa; Chordata; Mammalia; Chiroptera; Vespertilionidae
Gene: TNNI3
Product: troponin I3, cardiac type
Exons: 8
Coding region: 133-762 (209 amino acids)
Biological process (GO): muscle contraction
Cellular component (GO): troponin complex
Source: RefSeq, a predicted model, not a curated record
AGUGAGGCCUGAGCAGCCCGGACGGGACUGAAGUCCCCGGGGCCCUCAAGGUCACCCCGGACGCCCCUCGCUGACUCUCCAGGAGCCUCUUAUCCCUUCUCUGCCCCCUCCGGCUCCCGGCCGAGUCUCAGCAUGGCGGACGAGAGCGGCAAUGCGGCUGGGGAACCCGCACCGGCCCCGAUGCGACGCCGCUCCUCCGCCAACUACAAGGCCUACGCCACCGAGCCGCACGCCAAGAAAAAGUCUAAGAUCUCCGCCUCGAGAAAACUGCAGCUGAAGACCCUGAUGCUGCAGAUCGCGAAGCAGGAGCUGGAGCGCGAGGCGGAGGAGCGGCGCGGGGAGAAGGGGCGCGCCCUGAGCACGCGGUGCCAGCCCCUGGAGCUGGCCGGGCUGAGCUUCGAGGAGCUGCAGGACUUGUGCCGGCAGCUCCACGCCCGCGUGGACAAAGUGGACGAGGAGAGAUACGAUGUGGAGGCGAAAGUCACCAAGAACAUCACGGAGAUCGCAGAUCUGACCCAGAAGAUCUUUGACCUCCGCGGCAAGUUCAAGCGGCCCACCCUGAAGCGGGUGCGCAUCUCGGCGGACGCCAUGAUGCAGGCGCUGCUGGGCACCCGGGCUAAGGAGUCCUUGGACCUGCGCGCCCACCUCAAGCAGGUGAAGAAGGAGGACACGGAGAAGGAAAACCGGGAGGUGGGAGACUGGCGCAAGAACAUCGACUUGCUGAGUGGCAUGGAGGGCCGCAAGAAGAAGUUCGAGGGCUGAGCCCCCACCCGCGGGCCGCCGCCCGGCCGCCCACAGCCCUGAGGAAUAAAGCCGUGUCUGAGCGGGGA